This is a messenger RNA of Pelagomonas calceolata, 1740 nucleotides long. The record is from the annotation of a GenBank genome assembly. Lineage: Eukaryota; Pelagophyceae; Pelagomonadales; Pelagomonadaceae.
CCUCGAGCCACGCCAUUUCGCGCAGCCAGCCAGCUAGGCUAGCCUGGCUCCCGCUCGGUUUCGGCAUCGCGUAUCCUGGUCGGUCGUCAGCGUUCAGCCCGCUUGCAGAGCCGUCGGACGGACCGGUUUCAAACACCACGUGCUUGGGAGAGCAUGAGGUCAUUCGCGGCGCGAGCCACGAAGCUCGCCCUGCUCCUCGCCGGCGCAGCGCAAGCGUUGAGGCCGUCCACACCACAAAUACGCACGAAAACCACCUUAAGAGCUUUCACGAAUCCCUUCGCGCAGCGGCCCGACGAGCUCCAGGAGCUAGAACCCUACGAGACCGCGCCGUUGUUCGGAGAAUGCCGACGGAAGUUGGCGGCCUGCAUCAUUGUGGGCUUUGAAGACUUUGGCGGCGUCGCCACGAACGCGCAAGCGGAAGUGGAAGUCGCGGCGGCCGACGUGCGCCUCCGAGCACUGGUCAAAAAACUUUUCGAGGCGGGCAUCACGCAGCCCUCCCCGAAAGCGGCCUACGGCCUCGCUCGGUUAGCUACCUGGACCGGCGGCGGGCUGGACUCAAGUAAAUGGGUGCGCGAGCCCGAGGCGCUGGAGAUCACUACGGACGAUGCUGAUGAAGCCGUCGCGUCGCUAGGAACCCAUUUAUUGGAGACCUACGACGCCAUUGCGCCGUUGCGAAAUGCUUUGUUGUUAGACGCGUCGCAGGACCCGCAGCGGACCAAUAGGAUUGCCCUAAGGUUCGUGCGGGCCUAUGCCCAAACGGGCGGCGGCGAGACCUCCGUGCGCAAGGCGGUUCAGACCUUCGUUCCCUCUUUAACGAAGAAGGCGUCUGCUUUAUUCUGUGAUGAAAAAGGAUCACCUUUAGCAGCAUUAAGGCGAGCCCAAGCUUCCGCCGCGGGCGCGCCCGAUUGGGCUGGAGACGCCAUCGCCGACUCGGUCUUCGGCCAACGGCUAAAUGAGCCAGACGUAGAGACCUUCCUCGACAAAGAUGCGUUAACGUGGCUCGCGACGCACGCCGAGACGCUCGACGAGCCGUCACAAGUACAGAUCGCCCUGGACUACUUCUGCGAGCGCUAUCGGUCAGAUGAAUCCUUCACUUGUGCCGGAAGGACGCCCAAGACCGUGCAACAACAAAUGGACGCCUUUGCUGAAUCCACGACCGUUUUCGACGACGACGAGGCCUUCCUGCCGAAUCCUGAAGGAUUAAGGCCCAUGAUCCUGGAAGGUGUUGUCAUACCACCUCGUAAUGUGACCGUGCCCUACGAUGAAGAUGGGGGCUGGUACGAGGGCCACGGCCCGUAUGAACUUGGGGUAGGUACUGCUAGAGGAGGCAAACCAAAAACGAUUCGUGUCGAGGAGAUCCUCUCGCUCAAGAGGCUGAUCAUGGAGGGCAACAAGCUGGACAACUGUCUGGAGGACCGGAGGAGUUCGCAGGUCAAAUAUGUACUAAGAGCGCGGCAGCGGACGAGUUCGUUCUGGUCGUUUACGAUCGCGGAUCCGGACGGUUCUAAUUUAAAACACGUGCUGUUGCUGGAGGUCUGGCAUUUACGAAGGGGCAACGUCGUCCGCCAGGCGGAGGGGCCGCGGCCGCGGACGCUGCCUUCCCCGGAAGCGUGGCACUGGAUGGAGCACUGGUGCGACCGGGAGGGCGUCGACUGGCGCACGUGGGACGUCUACUCGCGGCUCGAGAACAUUUAUCCCGUGGAGCCGCUCUGAUUAGGAACAUAAGUAUAUUUAGUGUCU